AUGAGUUUAGCUAGUCCAAAAUUAGCACCUGUUGUUCUCAAUACAAACAAUAAUAAUAAUAAUAACAACAAUCAAACAAAUACUUCUUCAACAUCUAUUAAGAAAGAAUUAAAUAAUAAUAAAUCACGAUCAUCAAAUGGAAAAGAUUCAAAAUCAAAUAAUAAUCAUCAACUAGAAUCUAUUCACGAUUCAACAACAAAACGAAUAAGUCGAGUUUUACAUAGUAGUGAUGAUGAUGAUGAUGAUGAUGAUGAUGAUGAUGAUGAUAAACCAUUGGCUAAAAAAGUAGCUGCCAACAAUGGUCGAAACUCAACAACAACAAUAAAUAUUAAAAAAGAAACAACAACAGUUAUUAAAAAGGAACCGAAAUGUGAAUCAACAUUAAUUUAUGUUAAAAAUGAUCCAUCACCAGGAAAACGUAAAAAUGAAAAUAUUGAUAUUGAUGAUGAUGAUAUUCCAUUGGCAAAGAAAGCUAAAAAUCAAAUAUCUACAGAAAGAAAAUUGAAUUCAAUAAUAAAAGUUAUUAAAAAAGAAAAAAGUUCAGAUAUUAAACCAUUAUUAUCAUUAUCAAAAACAAAAGAAUCAAGUGAAAAGAAAAAUUCUUCAUCAAAUCGAUCAUCAAGAAAAAUAAAAAAAGAAAAAUUAACUCCAACAUCAUCACCAAUCAAACAAACAACUGGAAAACGUAAAAAGAAAGAAGAAGAAGAAGAAGAAGAUAUUUGGCGAUGGUGGGAAGAAGAAAAAUAUACAGAUGGGAGAAAAUGGACAACACUUGAACAUAAAGGUCCUUUAUUUCCACCUUUAUAUGAAUCAUUACCACAUAAUGUCAAAUUUUUCUAUAAUGGUAUGGAAGUUAAAUUAAAAGAAGCAGCUGAAGAAAUCAUGACAUUUUAUGCUCGUAUGCUUGAUCAUGAUUAUACAUCAAAAGAAAUAUUUAAUAAUAAUUUUAUGUCGGAUUGGCGUAAAUCAAUGACACAAGCUGAACGGGAAUUAAUAAAAGAUAUACGUAAAUGUGAUUUUACACAAGUUGCCAAUUAUUUUAAAGAACAAACAGAACAAAGAAAAGCAAUGACAAAAGAAGAAAAAAAAAAAUUAAAAGAUGAUAAUGAAUUAAUUCGAAAAGAAUAUGGAUUUUGUAUGUGGGAUAAACAUCGACAACCUGUUGGAAAUUAUAAAAUUGAACCUCCUGGACUUUUUCGUGGUCGUGGUGAACAUCCAAAAAUGGGUUGUGUUAAAAAACGUAUUGCUCCAGAAGAUGUUAUUAUUAAUAUUGGUCGACAAGCACAAAUACCUAAACCACCUGAACGACAUCAUUGGAAAGAAAUUCGACAUGAUAAUAAAGUUUCUUGGUUAGUUAUGUGGACUGAAAAUGUUAGAGGAAAUAAUAAAUAUAUUAUGUUAAAUGCUUCAUCACGUGUUAAAGGUGAACGAGAUUGGCAAAAAUAUGAAAAAGCUCGAAAACUUCAUAGAUUUAUUGAUACAAUAAGGGAAAGUUAUCAAAUUGAUUGGAAAAGUAAAGAAAUGCGUAUACGUCAACGUGCUGUUGCACUUUAUUUCAUUGAUAAACUUGCUCUUCGAGUUGGAAAUGAAAAAGAUGAAGAUGAAGCUGAUACUGUUGGUUGUUGUUCAUUACGUAUUGAACAUAUUAAAUUAUUUGAUAAAAUUGAUAAUAUUGGAGAAAAUGUUGUCGAAUUUGAUUUUCUUGGCAAAGAUAGUAUAAGAUACACAAAUAAAGUGAGUGUUGAAUCACGUGUAUAUAAAAAUUUAAAAUUAUUUAUGGAAAACAAAAAUGGCGAUGAUGAUUUAUUUGAUCGUCUUACAACAUCAGGUCUUAAUCAAUAUUUAAGUGAAUUAAUGGAAGGUCUUACAGCUAAAGUCUUUCGAACGUAUAAUGCUUCAAAGACACUUCAAGAUGAACUUGAUUCACUGACUGAUCCAAAUGCAUCUAUACCAGAAAAAAUUCUUGCUUAUAAUCGGGCUAAUAGACAAGUUGCUUUACUUUGUAAUCAUCAACGUUCUAUACCAAAAACAUUUGAAAAAAGCAUGGAAACACUUAAAGCGAAAGUAAUUCGUUUUUUUUUUAUUUAA
Molecule: messenger RNA, 2088 nt
Organism: Rotaria sp. Silwood2
Lineage: Eukaryota; Metazoa; Rotifera; Eurotatoria; Philodinida; Philodinidae
Source: the annotation of a GenBank genome assembly